AUGUGCUGGCAAGAGGUGGUGCUGAAGCUACGGCAUGGACAUUGGGCACAAAUCACACGGGCGCAAAUCACCUCACCUCACCACUGCACCACUCCCUGCUACUCGCGUGCUAAGAUUUCCUGGCACGGUUCAGCCCUCCACACCAUCAAUUUCGUGGUGGAAGAAAAGUACAAGGAAGCUGCUAAAGCAUCGAUGGUGAAGCGUCUAGUGUUCCGAGCUCGCCUGAAGGAUGAUGCCAUGAGUUGGUACCAACGAUUGGAUGCCGCUACUCGGGGUGACUGGGUGUCGCUAUCCAAAGCUUUCGAGAUCGAAUACAAGCUCGAGGCAAAAGCUGAGCAAGAUCCCAAUAAGUACUUCAACGUUUUGUCCAACCUCAAGCAAGGCCGGAAGCCCAUUGCACAAUACGUCGCUGAAGCAGAGCACUUGUACCGCAAAUGCCCCGAACCUCUCAAGGACUACAUGGGCAAUCAGUUUGUAGCAGGCAUUGCUGAUGAUAGCAAGUUGGAUAUGGUGCAGUUGUACCUAGCAUCGGAGACCAAGAUCACCUUCCCGCUUGCCAAAGCUGCUGUCAUCAAGGCAUACAGCAGAAUCGGUCGAGCCAGUCCCUUCGAUGUGGAAAGAACCGUUGCCAGUUCUAGCAAGCCUGAUGUUUCACAGGGUGAGGUCAAUGCGGAGUUGCUAGAGUUCUUCAGGAGCCUCCGAGCCACCCAGAAGCAGCAACCAGUCGUGAACCAAUACGUGCAGCCGUUGCCACCUCCGCCACAGCAAUUAGGAGGGUACCGAAAACCAGCUCAACAGGAUCAGGGUGGGUACCGGAGCUACCCAAGAUCGGGGAUCUCUGAUGUGAUCUCCCACAACUGUCUAGCACCUGGCCAUUUUUUCACGAACUGCCCGGAGCCACAAGUGAACUUCAAGCAGAAAGGUAUCAACAGAGCGAAGGUCGAAGAGAUGAAUGCUCCUAGCAAAGCACCUCCGUUACCACAACAGGCACCAGCUGCUGCAGUGGCCCAACGCUUUCAAGAACAUCUGUCCCAAAGAGCGGAAGGUCCUCUCCAUGAAUUUUCGGUAGCAGCCACAGCAUCCAGACCGAAGGUCAGAUUCGAGGAUGUAGACGACGACAAGGAGAAUCAAGCUUACCACGAUGGUGUGGCUGCCUCAGCGAAUCGAGUACAGAAGCAACCUGCCAAAGCUGAUAGGCAACAACCUCGCCGAGCUGCUAGGAAAGUGGCUGAGCGUGUAAUGUCGGGUCCUCCUGAGCUACGAGGACAAUUCAAUCGAGUGGAAGAUGUCACCGAUGAAGUAGAGGUGGAGGAUCGUCAAGCGCCAGAAGCAACGCCCUCUACCUUGGUUGAUGAUCAAGCAGGGCCUGUCAGUCGAAUGAAACUCCCCUUGCCACCCGCUAUGAGACCUCAGCCGACCGUGGAAGAAGUUCAGGAUCAACAGUUGCCACAUCAGCCCCGAGUGCCUAGCAGACCUCAGAAUAAUGCUCAGCGUCCUCCAGGGGUGCGAUUCAUUGACCCUCCGAUGCCAUCACUACCACCGUCAUUGGAACCUCAGCGUAAGUUGAAUCGUCAACGAGCCAUGGUAGAGACUUACGAGGCUCAACCCCUCUCGUCUUCGGAGCCUCAGCACGAUGGACCUCAAGAGACGGUUGCCAUCAACAUAGCAAAGGACAGAGAACGCUUCCAAGUCUCCCAAUUCCUUAACGCCCCAGUCACAUUGCCAAUCUGGCAGCUGCUAGAUCGCUCACCCCAGAUCAGAGCGCAGCUAGCACGAGCGAUGGCGUCUUCCAAACCUUCUCGGCGGGGAAGGAAACUCACCACAGUAGCAGCUCUGAUGUCGGCGAAAGAAGACAAGGCUCCUGCUGUGAAAACUGAAGCUCAUGAGGAAGAGGAAGUUGUGUGCCUGUACGUCAUGUCAUGGGUUGGAGUGACGCUUAUAAAGAAGACCUUAGCAGAUACGGGAGCGGUGGCGGAACUUAUCAACCCCAAGCUGGUCAAGCAGGAUGUAUGGGCUCCUGUCAAUGUCGCAGGAGUUGUAGCAGUGAUUCGAGCUUUCAUUCUGGGCAUGGGUGAUAUCUACGACAUUCUUCUCUCAAAGCGCUGGAUGAGACGUGUCCGUGCGAUCGAGGACCAUGGAGAAAACACUCUUACCAUUCGGAGCAAGGAUGGUGUCAAGCGGGUUGUGCAGGGAACUGAAGCAGAGUCUCUUAAUGUUGAGCUCGUUGAUGAACCCUCGGUCGAUGAAUGGAGGACCGCUUUGGCUGAGGAUGAGAUUACUCGGCUGGCAGAUGAGUUGGACGGCAAGACAGCAGCUGCAUCCAAGGAUCCUACAGGCUCGUGCCGAGGAGAAGGACCGUUCGAUGCUUUGCUAGACCGAGGGCGUCUCAAGGUUCCUGCCAUGGUGCCUGCUUGGAGUUCGGGAAAGGAAUUGCGUCAGUAUAGCAUGGAUGCAGCAAUUUGCGAAAGUAAACCAAUGUCCUUAAGGACCAUGCAUGGAUUUCCGACUAAACGAAGACCUCAAUUGCGUGAAAUGAGUGAUGCUAGCCAAGUUGAAGUGGACAAAUGGUUUGCGGAGAGUGAGAUCACCAUUGGUGCAGUAGCAGAUACCCUGGAACGGAAGGAUGCUGCCAAGAGGCUCAUGUACACCUAG
Molecule: messenger RNA, 2652 nt
Organism: Letharia columbiana
Lineage: Eukaryota; Fungi; Ascomycota; Lecanoromycetes; Lecanorales; Parmeliaceae
Exons: 5
Coding region: 1-2652 (883 amino acids)
Source: RefSeq, a predicted model, not a curated record